This is a messenger RNA of Brassica napus (rape), 717 nucleotides long. RefSeq lists its product as uncharacterized. The record is from RefSeq and is a predicted model, not a curated record. Lineage: Eukaryota; Viridiplantae; Streptophyta; Magnoliopsida; Brassicales; Brassicaceae. The coding region runs from base 1 to 717 and encodes 238 amino acids. The transcript has a single exon.
AUGUUUCGAGACAAAUCUGCUCAUGUGGCAAAUCUAAAAGGUAAAGGAAUUAUUUACGAGGAUGAUGAUGAACCUAUUAGGCUCACUGAUCAGGAUGGCUCGCAAGUUAUAAAGGAGUUCUGGAUGUCUAUGAUUGGUAAGGUUCUUAAUGCCAAGAAGCAAAAUGUUGAGAAACUUUUGCAGACAAUGCCAACUCAGUGGAGAAUGGUUGAUCUUAUCACAUCGAAUGAUCUGGGAAAUGGAAAUUUUUUAUUCAAUUUUUCAUGUGAAGAGGAUCUUAAGUCCGUUCUUCGCGAAGGGCCAUUUCACUACAAUUACUGUAUGCUUGUAUUGGUGAGGUGGGAACCAAUUGUGCACGAUGACUACCCAUGGAUCAUUUCAUUUUGGGUACGGGUAAUUGGAAUUCCGCUUCACUUAUGGAAUGUCAACAACUUGAGGAGUAUUGGAGGCAUACUUGGCCACGUUGAUACUUUGGAACUCGAGGAGGGCCGCAUGCUUAUAGACAUUGAUUCUCGGCGUCCUUUAAAGUUCAAAAGGAAGGGUGAGUAUGAAGGAGAGGAGGUGACCAUUGAAUUCAAGUAUUAUAUGCUCUUCAAGCAUUGUACUACAUGCGGCCUGAUGUCUCAUGAAAGAGGGUAUUGUCCUACCAUCAACACUAACCGUCCUCAGUCUCUUAUGGACCGGGGUGGGGGUCUUUGCGCGAGUGCAGCUACCUAA